UAUUGGCUGCCACGGGAGAGCGUUGAAUGGCCAUUGGCUAGAAGUAGCGAAGUAGGCGUGGUCUCGGACGGACGGGAGAAGAGUCUGGGCAGAAGUUGCCUCCUGUUUUCCGGUGACCGUAUCCAGUCUGUACGAGAGAACAGGACGCGGAACCGUGACCUGAGGAAUUCUGCCGGGUGUACACAAGCAUUUCAGAAAGAAGCCACCAUGGAUGAUGAUAGGACAUUAGAGGACAUCCAGCUAAAGGCGCAUCAGGUCACCGAUGAGUCUCUAGAAAGCACACGUCGGAUGCUGACCCUUGUAGAGCAGAGUCAAGAUGCAGGAGUUAAAACACUCACUAUGCUCGAUGAACAAGGCGAACAACUAAAACGCGUUGAAGAAGGAAUGGACCAGAUUAACAAAGAUAUGCGAGAAGCCGAGAAGAACCUAACAGAGCUGAACAAGUGUUGUGGCCUUUGUGUCUGUCCGGGAAAGAGAUUUUUCAGGUUCAAGCGCAGGCGCAGGGCAAAAAAUUUCGAAGCUGGAGAAGAUUAUAAGAAAACAUGGGGAUCAAAAGAUCAAGGAACAGAAGAUGUGAUCUCCAGGCAGCCCCACCAGGGGGUAGGUGUGAACCAGCAGGGUGUAGCUGGGACAAGCAGUGGAUACGUAAAUAGGGUUACUAAUGAUGCCCGGGAAGAUGAAAUGGAUGAGAAUUUGCAUCAGGUUGGCAACAUAUUAGGUAACUUAAAGAACAUGGCUUUAGAAAUGGGCAACGAAAUUGACAGCCAGAACAAAUUGAUCGACCGAAUUAAUGAGAAGGCGACCGCCAAUAAAGAUCGCAUUGACGAAGCCAACGUAAGGGCUAAGAAACUUAUUGAGUGAAGAAAGCUGCAGGAUCCAGUCUAUGAAUUUUCACCGUGAUGGUGUAAUGUAACAUAAGGUUUUUUGUUUUUUUUUAAGUUCACAAAUCUUCUUAAGAAGCCGCCCUGUUGUGUUUUGUUAAGAUAUCACCGUUUGUUAAGAUACCGUGGACAGGUGAUCACGAUGGCCAAGGUGUCCCAGAAAUAAACAGUGACUGGACUAAACUAACAGGACUUGACAGAAACAUGGCUGCUUUUUUCUUUUUUUCUUUUCUUUAGAAACAGCGCCACACUUGGUCAUGGGUUAUGCCUGGUAUUGCAGCUUAGCUUCCCUUGUAAAUAGAGCCGAGCUGGAAUAGCACACACAGUGAACAGGUGUGGCAGAGGUUUUUGGAAGAAAGCAGCUAUAUAUAUAACAUUGGAAAAAAAAAUAAUAAUAAUAAUAAUAAUUUUAUUUUAUUUUUUCAAUUUUAUGACUACCCUUUUAGUCCUUGGCUACUUUUUGUAGUGUUACUGAUUUGGUUUUAUCUAUCAAGCUACAGUCCAAGAGAAUACACUGCAUUGUAUGCAGACUUGUGGACCGCAGCGGAUACUCCGUAGUUAAAAUCAGCAGCGCUUAAUCUAGCCAAGUGUUUCCCAACGAGUGUGCCUCCAGCUGUUACAACUGGCACCAGUUGAUUUAAAAAAAAAAAAUGUAAUAAAAAAAAAAAAAAAGCGACACGUCAUCAGGUUGUUCGUGGUAUUGAAGCUCAAGUGAUUGGAGCCCUGCUGUAAUACCACAAGCAACCUGAGGACAGGUGUGGUGCUGUUUUUGGCCGAAAUUACCCUAAAGAGGUCCCUGUCAUGAAACACCAUUUCUAGAUAAAGUACACUCUCUGGUCUCACUGUAUACACAGUUAACCCAUUGUAGUCUCAGUUACUGAUGGAAAAUCUACAUAUCAAACAGUAAAAGUACUCUCUACGGGUGUAUUACUAAUCUCUCUAAUCUCCAGGGGCAUCCCCUGUUUGGACUCGUGAAGAAUUUUGUAUUUUAAGAGGUUUAUUUGGCAGGAUGACUACCUCAGAUGCCGUAUUUGUAGUUUUUUACUUGCCCGUAUAAUGUUAAAAAGUGCAUCUGUAAGCUUACUGUGCUGCCGUAAAGGGGUACUCCACUGGAAAAAAUAAUUUUUUUAAAGUCAACUGGUGUCAAAAGCCUAAACAGAUUUGUAAAUUACUUCUAUUAAAAAAUCUUAAUCCUUACAGUACUUCAGCUGCUAUAUGAUCCACAGGAAGUUCUUUUCUUUUUGAAUUUCCUUUCUGUCUGACCACGGUGCUCUCUGCUGACACCUCUGUCCAUGUCAGGAACUGUCCAGAGCUGUAUAGGUUUGUAUGGGGAUUAGCUCCUACUCUGGACAGUUCCUGACAUGG
Molecule: messenger RNA, 2246 nt
Organism: Hyla sarda
Lineage: Eukaryota; Metazoa; Chordata; Amphibia; Anura; Hylidae
Gene: SNAP23
Product: synaptosome associated protein 23
Exons: 9
Coding region: 208-861 (217 amino acids)
Biological process (GO): synaptic vesicle fusion to presynaptic active zone membrane; synaptic vesicle priming; exocytosis
Cellular component (GO): synaptobrevin 2-SNAP-25-syntaxin-1a-complexin I complex; plasma membrane
Molecular function (GO): SNAP receptor activity; syntaxin-1 binding
Source: RefSeq, a predicted model, not a curated record